Molecule: messenger RNA, 2102 nt
Organism: Cydia amplana
Lineage: Eukaryota; Metazoa; Arthropoda; Insecta; Lepidoptera; Tortricidae
Exons: 12
Coding region: 66-2102 (678 amino acids)
Source: RefSeq, a predicted model, not a curated record
UAAUGUGGUUAAUGCGUUAUUUUCGGACGCGACAUAUCAAAUAACAGUGUCGUGAGACUUAAAACAUGUCCAUAGUUAACUUAUUAAUUUCAAUAUUUAGUUGUUUUGUGUUCUAUGUUUUGGCCGAAGAAUACGAGAAUGAUGAUAGAAUGUACCUCCUGGUAUCCCCGGACCAGCACGAGCGCACGCCGCGCCUCGAAGAUUUCUUCUGGACGGGUUCAGGAGACGGGCCGCCUCCUCCGGACUCUCCCCUGCCGGAACCUUCGCAGCCCACACCAAUUGUGCACACAACUACGGUCCUCGCCACUGUGUACCUGGAUUCGUUUCCAUCUCAGGCGGUGACCGACAAAACCACAGGAGAAUGUGUCCUCAACUGUGGAGAGCCGGUUCCUCCUGGCAGUUUGGAGCCAGAGAUACCGGAGGACCGACGGUAUUGGCUGCUGACUGUCAUACAAGGAUCCACUCCUGACAGUCUGCAGUUGAGGCUGGCUAGGCUGUAUCAAAAGGCCUUCCUAAGACAACAAGAACGCCACCUGGGAAUCAUAAAGUCUUUAGACGCCCCGCCAACGAGAAAGAAACACGAAGUGCAUUCAUUUGUGGUUAACAAAGACGAUAAUCAAAUCGCUGCUUCCAACACCCCCCUAAGAUACCUCGAUAGUUCUAUGAUAGUUCCUUCCAUGACUGAAAUUGUACAGCCAACAAAAAUAAUAGAUUAUUCUAAAAUAGACAUAAUCCCUAUUGAAAAAGAAAACCUUACCUUAAAAGAGGAUAUAAAAGCAACCAGGCUUGCAGACGUUGAAUCAUGGAUCUUAGUUCCUCCUACAGUAGUUGUAAGAAAACUAAGAAAGAGAGAGGUGUCAGACCAAGAAGAGGGAGAAAGUGAGAAGGGGGAAUUGAUAGAUAUUCCUUUAGAAGAAGAGAAUAGCAAUGAGACGAUGUUGUUUAAAAGAGAGAUUAUAAAACCGGAACAGCAACCACCAGUGCAAGUCCACAUCCAGAAUAUAACUGAGUUCACAGAAACCGGCAGCGUCCAAAUCGUCUACGUGGUGCUUGUGGGCGGUAGAGCGGUGCCUGCUGCAGUAGCUGCCAGGGACAUGAGACUUGUACGUGACGCCGAAGUGGCCAGGGAGUUGGGAGCCGUAGUCACUACUAAAGCUGAGCCAGCGUACCUGAAGGCGGCCGAGGGUUUAGAAGGCGAAGCAGCAGUAAGCGGUAUCCACGGGACGGAGCUGUGGGCGCUGGCCGUGGGGGCCACUAUAGCGGUUCUGCUGUUAUUGGUGCUGUUUGUGCUGCUGUGUUUGGCUCAGAGGCGAAAAGCAAUCAAAUCGGCAGCCUCUCUCCGAGCAUACAGAAACGAGAUUUUAAGAGAGGCGGAAAGGAAUCAGUUGAAGCAGGUUCACGAAGAAAAGGAUGGCAGAUUGAUAAGCGUAGUAUCUCCUAGCAGAACAAGACCUAGUAGCACGUUGCUACCCAUUUACAGAGCGGCUAGUGCUUCGAGUUCAUCCACGACAUCUUCCGGAAUAUCCGAAGAUGUAGCAACCGUGCGUCGUCGACAAAAGAAACCCCAUGCGUUGAGAAUGCCGCAGAAGAAACGGGUUGGAACCACGGAUAGUUUGCUGGAAGCGGCUGGCUUGGACAGUUCAGAUAGCGGGCAACCGUCAGCUCCGCAGACCCCGACGUCAUACCUGUCGAUGCCUUCAGUGAAUUCCUUCCCAAGAGGCAACGUAGUGGAACCCCUGUCUCGCAUCCUCGAGCCAGUAUCAGUCCGACAUCUCGACAUCGACUCACCAAUCACCAGUCCGAAGAGAGGUGCGGAUGCUGUGCCUCGCCGCCAGAUGGCAUCGCAGUUGGUCCGGCUGGGGAGCAUUGACAAAGACCCGGGGGUUAUUGGGCCUUUGGUGUGGGACCUGCACUGCCAGAGGAUUAAGGAUGCAUCGAAACCGCCAAGUCCAGCCAAGUCUGCCACUCCCCGGAAAGAUUCCCGCAUGCGACAGAGAUUCAACGAGCUUAUGGACGAUGCCUUCACUCUGUUCGGUAGUGCUGGCUCAUCUAACUCUCAGGAUACCUAUAUCGUUGAGAAAAAGAAAGGUUUAACCGGUUAA